AUGGCGACUCUUCCUCUACCUCAAACCUCCACAAUCUCUCUCUCUAAACCUUAUCUCUCUAAUUCCUUCUCUUUCCCACUCCGUAACGCGAAACUCUCAACAAAUCGCCGGGGGUUUCUCGCCGGCGGGAUCGUGGCAAAGUCAUAUAAGGUGGUGGUUGAGCACGACGGAAAGACGACGGAAUUGGAAGUCGAACCAGACGAGACGAUUCUAUCGAAAGCUAUUGACUCGGGUUUGGAUGUUCCGUACGACUGCAAGCUUGGUGUUUGUAUGACUUGUCCGGCGAAACUCGUGACCGGAACUGUUGAUCAGAGCGAUGGGAUGCUUAGCGACGAUGUUGUGGAACGUGGUUACGCGCUUCUAUGUGCUUCGUAUCCAACUUCUGAUUGUCACAUUAAGAUGAUCCCUGAAGAAGAGCUCUUAUCUCUCCAGCUUGCUACAGCCAACGACUGA
This is a messenger RNA of Arabis nemorensis, 453 nucleotides long. The record is from the annotation of a GenBank genome assembly. NCBI's taxonomy places the organism in Eukaryota, Viridiplantae, Streptophyta, Magnoliopsida, Brassicales, Brassicaceae.